GUUGCAAAAAGAAAGGCCUCAAAAUUCCUGUCUUUUCAGACAUUUUGUUGCAAAAAGAAAGGCCUCAAAACUCCUGUCUUUUCAGACAUUUUGUUGCAAAAAGAAAGGCCUCAAAAUUCCUGUCUUUUCAGACAUUUUGUUGCAAAAAGAAAGGCCUCUAAACUCCUGUCUUUUCAGACAUUUUGUUGCAAAAAGAAAGGCCUCUAAACUCCUGUCUUUUCAGACAUUUUGUUGCAAAAAGAAAGGCCUCAAAAUUCCUGUCUUUUCAGACAUUUUGUUGCAAAAAGAAAGGCCUGAAAAUUCCUGUCUUUUCAGACAUUUUGUUGCAAAAAGAAAGGCCUCUAAACUCCUGUCUUUUCAGACAUUUUGUUGCAAAAAGAAAGGCCUCAAAAUUCCUGUCUUUUCAGACAUUUUGUUGCAAAAAGGGACGUCCUGAAGCCCCCUUUCCAGCGCAGUGUUUGGCCGCAGUGCUGCCUGGCCUCCGCGCGGGGCCGUUGUGUGUGUGAAGCCUUAGCCAUUGCGAUGACCUUUGUCUGUUGUCUGUGCUGUGGCACCUUUAUUGCCGUUGAUAUGCUCGUGUUUAUUUUUUUUUUAUUAUUAUAUCUUUAUGUCUUUAUUUGAUUUGUUUGUUUAUUGAUGUUUGUUAAUUUUGUUUAUUUAUUGCGCUUGUUGAUUUGUAUUUUGUUUUUCUUUUUAUCGAUUAAUUGCCUUCGUUCCCGUCCCUCAGGAAGGCGUGGGCCGCGAGGAGUACCUGGGCGGGGGGGCGUCCUCCAGCCCCUCGGACUCCUCCUCCCCGCCCACGCCCGGCACGCCCACGCCCGCCGCCGCAGGGGCCUCCGGAGGACCUGCGGGCGUCGCCUCGUCCUCGUCGGCGCCCUCGUCCGCCGCCGCCGCCGCCGCCGCCGCCGCGAUGGUCACCCAGGCGCUUCCCGUGCAGCUCCCGCCCGGCCUCGUGCUCGCGCCCUCCGUGCCAGGCCUAAAAACCGUGACUGUUACAACUUCACAACACCAACAACAGCAGCAGAAUGUGCAACAGCAACAGCAGCAUCACCAACAGCAACAACAACAACAACAACAGCAACAGCAGCGCACCACAAGAACUACAACUGUUCAAGCAGGAGGCAGCAUGGUGGUGGGCGGGACGGGCGGCUCGGUGAUGUACGCGGCUGGCGGGGGCGUGGUGUACGCGACGCCCCACGGGUCGCUGCAGGAGGGUGGUGCCCCUGUGCUGCUCAACCUGCCCCAUGGCCUGCAGGUCACGCAUGACCAGAACGUCAGCGCCACCGGCCAGCUCGUCACGCUCCCGAUGGCUCUGACUUCAGCAGCACUGCAGCAGUCGGCAGCAGCAGUUGUCUCAGCAGCCUCAGCAGCAGCAGCAGCCGCGGCGGUGAACAGCAGGAGCAGUAACAAUAGCAGCGGCAGCAGUAGCAGCAGCAGCAAUAGCCAGGCCCUCCCGACGGACCUCUCGAUGCACAUCAAGCGGGAGAAGAGGCCGUAAGAGCCCCGUCGGGAAGCUCAAACCUGUGUGCCUUCAAGAGCGAUUCUCACCCCCCCUCGGGCGGCGGGGGAGAGGCCCUCCACCCCCUCCUCGCCCGCCCGCCCCCGCUUCUCUUCUCCCCUCGGGCGCGGGAGCUCCCGCCCGAGAGUUUUGUGGCAGUCCCUCUCUUGGCCUAUUUCAAACGGGUUUUGAAAUAGGGAAGUUAUUAGUUAUCCGUACAUCUUAGGUGUAUAGUAGUAUCAUGUGUGAUUUUUUGAAAAUCAUUUGACCUAAAUCAAAUUAUGGAUUAUUAAAGACUGAUACGUACA
Molecule: messenger RNA, 1806 nt
Organism: Penaeus monodon (black tiger shrimp)
Lineage: Eukaryota; Metazoa; Arthropoda; Malacostraca; Decapoda; Penaeidae
Product: myb-like protein Q
Exons: 4
Coding region: 911-1498 (195 amino acids)
Source: RefSeq, a predicted model, not a curated record